This is a messenger RNA of Morchella sextelata, 1350 nucleotides long. RefSeq lists its product as uncharacterized. The record is from RefSeq and is a predicted model, not a curated record. The transcript is spliced from 4 exons. Bases 1 to 1350 code for a protein of 449 amino acids. NCBI's taxonomy places the organism in Eukaryota, Fungi, Ascomycota, Pezizomycetes, Pezizales, Morchellaceae.
AUGACUAGCCCGGGGCAGAAAUAUCAAGACAUCUUUCAGCGCGGGAUCGACCCCGACGUCGACGACCCCAACCAGUGCCAUAAACACAGUGAAAUACCGAAUUCCUGGCCUGAAUUAGAUGAAAUUCUAGAUUACUCUCGCAGAGUUAGAGCGAGGAUCCUGGCGCUAUACGGCACAGGCGAGGUAGCCCGUGUGGACUCUUCUAAACUUCAACGCGCCCUUUGGUUGGCGUUUGAACAUGAGGCUAUGCAUUUAGAAACACUGCUUUAUAUGCUUGUACAAAGCGAAGAUACACUCCCACCGCCCGGUGUGGUUAAACCCGAUUUUGUUUCUGGUAGAGAGUGGGAAUUGAGAAGAGGAGCAAACACCAAAAACGCCGAGAAAUGGACUGAAAUCCCAAAGAAGAUUAUUAGUGUCGGUAUUGACGACCAUGAAACCCAUACAUCUAAUGGGUCGGCUAGAAACGGGGACUGUGGUUACCAACAGCGAUACUUCGGAUGGGACAAUGAGAAACCGAUACGUCACGGCAUUGAGGUGCCAGCAUUCAAGGUUAGAUCACAUCCCAUCACUAACGAGGAGUAUGCCAAAUAUCUUCAUUCACAAUCCUCCAACAAUAUUCCUGCUUCUUGGACUUUCUCCGGUCCAAAGUUGAACGGAGCUAUUUAUCAAAAUGGGAACGGUGCUGCUCAUCAAAAUGGGAACGGCACUACCUAUCAAAACGGAAACGGCACGGACAGCUCACUAGAGCAUUUCAUCUCCUCCCUCUUUGUUAAAACUGUCUUCGGCCCCGUCUCGUUGAAGCUCGCCGGUGAGUGGCCGGUCAUGGCAUCCUAUGACGAACUCCAGGGCUGCGCAAAAUGGAUGGGCGGAAGGAUACCCACCGCAGAUGAAGUGAGAGCCCUAUACGAGUAUGUUGAAUCAUUAGACGUUGCAGAGAAGACUCUGGGAAAGAGGAUCGAUGCUGUCAAUGGACAUCUAAUCAACAAUGGCGUCCGCGAGUCACCACCAAGCCCAUCCUCCAUCUUCGCCGACAUCCGGGGCAACAACGUCGGCCUCAAAUUCUGGCACCCCACGUCGGUCAUUCCCAGCGGGGGGACACCACUCGGGCGCGCCGCAACAGGCGGUGCCUGGGAAUGGACCAGCACUAUCCUAGAGCGCCACGAGGGCUUCAAGGAGGACGAGAUGUAUCCCGAGUACACCGCGGAUUUCUUUGACGGGAAGCACAACGUCAUGCUCGGCGGAAGUUGGGCCACCCACCCGAGGAUUGCGGGGAGGAGGAGUUUUGUCAAUUGGUACCAGCGCAAUUACAAGUAUACUUGGGCCACGGCCAGGAUUGUAGCCCUGGAAUAA